Trichosporon asahii var. asahii CBS 2479 is the source of this 573-nucleotide messenger RNA. RefSeq lists its product as uncharacterized. Bases 1 to 573 code for a protein of 190 amino acids. Lineage: Eukaryota; Fungi; Basidiomycota; Tremellomycetes; Trichosporonales; Trichosporonaceae. The record is from RefSeq and is a predicted model, not a curated record. Gene Ontology annotation, molecular function: protein binding. The transcript has 4 exons.
AUGCCGCCUUCUCAUGCUCAGCCGACAGCGGCUGCAAACGGGACUGCAGCUGGCCUGAACGCCAGGCGUCCUUCCAAGAUCAAGAGGGCCGCUUCCCGCUUCAAGACGCUGUUCAGGAGGAAGAAGAACAACCAGGAGACCGUGCCAGAGCAGAACACGCCGCAGAGGAACAGGACGACUCAGGCGAACGCAAGUGGCGUGGUGGCAAAGCAGGUCGCGGCCCGAGACCAAACGUCGACCGAGGCGGCGGCGAGGAGUAGCCCUGCUCGCCCUGAAGACCCCAGCCCCUCGCUCCCAGCCGAGACGCUGAUCUCCGAGACGCAGGCGAACGGUCUCAUCCAGUUGAAUGUGCGCAUGGAAGCGAGACAGAAACGCAAGCGCUACUACGUCGAUGCGGCCGAAUGCCCGAUCAGCCUCAUCAAGGCCACGUUCGCGGAGGACCUCAACCUCGACGGAGGCGCCCAGGCUCUGACGCUGCGUUUUGACGGCCACCGUCUCCGUGACGACUCGACGCCCGGGCAGUACGACAUGGAGUCUGGUGACCUGAUUGACGCCUUCUACAAGGACAGUUGA